GAAGAACGCUAAGCGGAUGCUUGACAUUUAUACAUUCGGUGAAAUAUCUGUUUCAUUGUUCUAUCUGUGAUGAUACGUUUGGUGAAAGGCUAGCUUAGUGACAGGCGGCUCGGGCUCCGGGACUGCAGCUGGAUGCAUCUCUGAUAAGACUAGAGCUAGGCAGGCAGAUGACAAUGGUUUGAAGACUGGUUCGUUUAUUAUUCAACGUUAAAUACCCAUUCAUUUUACAACGCACCACAACAAUCAAAUUAGCUAACCAUGGCUAACGGUAAGUGAAAUCUGCUAUGCUUAGCUACUUGCAAUGAUAACGUUAGAUAGCUAGCUAAUCUCUGUAAUGUUUCGAAACUAGUUAACGCAGCAAGCUAGCGUUUAAAUUAGUAAUAUUAUUGUUGGGUGUGAAUUUAUUUGCUAGCAACGCACUAAAGUUAAACAAGUUGUCUUUGGUAUUUUGCUAACGGAAAAGAGACUGUCUCUGAAUGGAAGCGCAAAUGCUACGUAGCUAGCUAGUUAGCCAGGUGCAGAUACAUCAUGGUGGUUCUGGCUAAACCAAUCCGUCGGCUACAUAGUUAGAUUGUUAUUGUAAACGAAUUCAGAAAAUAGAGAAUCACGUCAAUAAGUGGCCAUCCACAUUAGGCCUUUUCAAACUGCAUUGUUCUUAGCCCCGGGCUAUCUUAGCCCAGGCUAAAACUGGUCCAGGGCUAGUUUGCCCUGUAUUCACACAAGCAUUUGUUAACCCGGGACUGAGCUUUAGCCCUGUAUUCACACUUAUAUUCCAAAGCCCUGGGCUAACGGACAAGCACAACAUGCUGAUACGACCAACAAUAUAUCUCUGCCACGUGACCAUUGUUACAAGUAAGGCAUUUAUUAACACAUUAGGUCCUCUUGCUUCUAGCAUAACAAUGUGUUACCAGCACUGAAUGUUUGAAAACAUUGCUGCCUGACUCUGACCUCGGAAACAAGGUUUCACAUUUUAAAUGCGAUCUUGCCCCUGCACAGAGAAUGCUGUUCACGGACGAGACAUAAACUUUUCUGAUCCAGGCAAAAGCAUGCAACAACAUUAUCAUGGAUGGUAAUAUCUAGAUACAUGUCAAUAGAAAAUCUAUGAAAACAGACGGAAAUUGAGACCUGUGUGAAGCAAUCCAACAAUAAGGAUGAGCCACAAUAGUGGAAUUUGCUGUUCUGCUUCAAAAUAUAAGUCCCCCAUUGAAGGUGACUCAAACGGAUACAAAUAAUGGAAUCAUGCCGUAUUUGAACUAGAUAAUGCUAAACAAGGUCGGAAUAAGUUAAUUUGACACAAAGUAACAAAUCAGUUGAGUCACAUGGUGGAUAUAUUAGACUUUAGGAUUGCAUUAGGGGCAUAGGUACAGCCUAACCUAUGGAUUGUUCACCCAUGAAAUGGGGGUAUCAGCCUACUCGGUGACACACAGAACACAACUGUAGAGUUUUUAAACAAAUAUUACCAUCUUAUCUAAUUAGUUGAGAAACCAACUGCUUCAAAGAAACAAUGCAAACCAUGAUGGACUGGCAUAGCUGUUAAUGACGUAUAUUAUCCUAAUGAUGAUGCUCCUUUACACAUUAAAAUCAGCCUUGACAUGUGCCCAAAAAUGCAUCAAGUCAAUCGCUUGGCCUGACAUAAGAAUAAAUACAGUAAAGUACACACACUAAAGGGUAAAAAAAAACAUGUAAGCAAAAUAGUGUUUUUUUAGACACAACUGCAGACUUCAAAGAGUAGGCCAGGGCAUUCAAGGAGUUGGUCUGAUGGUGCUUGCUGAUGUCAUCGGCCUCCUCCUUUGCUUGAGGAACAAUAGAGAUCAAAAGAGGAAAGCCCCCCCAUAUUUAGCAGAUGUUAUGUUUAGCGAAAUGCUUAUGUUCGUAGCUCCAACAGUGACAUGAGUUGGGGUGAAUGUGAAUUGAAGUCAGUCAAUUCAGGAAGUGAUUUGAAUUUACAAAAAUGGAGAGAAUUUGACAUAAAUAGCUUCUCCUUCUCCGCUUAUUUAGAAGUAAAUGAAAAUGGAUAGGCCUACCUCUUUUAAAUUAUUGCAUUGGAAUAUCAUUUAUCUCAAAUUGACCCCAACCCUGAGGCCUAAAUCCAACAUUUAAGUGAGAUGAGGAUCCCACUGCACUCCAUGCAUUACGGUUCCAUAGGCUCUCCAAUUCACCUUCAUUUACAGUUUUACUGUGUUCAAGUAGACUGUUAUCAGUAGUUUGUUUCUUUGUUGUUGUUAGUCAUUCAAAAUGUACAGGCCUACAGUAUUUGGCACCCUCUGCUGGUGAUUUGCAGGAUGUGCAAUGAUAGAAGUAAAAGGAGGGCUGUGAUUGCCAAAUAUGCCAAUUUCUCUCUAUAAAAUGGACCGUAACUUUAAAACUAGCAGAGAUCCAACUCUAGAACUUUGAUAUGCCCGUAGAGUAUGUUCAACAAUAUAUUGGAAAAUUCCCAAUCAAAAUGUUGUUAAUUAUUUUAUUAAUGUAAGAAAAUUGUUACUGAAAUCAAAAUGCUACUCGUAUUAUAGGGCAAGCGGUAAAGCUUCAUAUGACAUGUAGUGAGUGAUAUGUAGCCCAAAAUCAUAUUUAAUGACAUUUCAUCUUUCAGUCAAGCAAUACUUUAUGUACGCAUAUGGUUCCCACCAUAGAACUAACAAUAUGUCCCAUUCACCACACAACCCCCCCCCCCCCAAGCGCCACAAGACCCACUUGCUGCGGCUGAGAGAGAUCUUCGGUAAAGAGGCAAGAAUUUGUUUAAUUUGCAUAACUGUAUUAAUGCUUUAAAUAUUCUACAUAAUAGAAAUAAGGAUGUUCUCUUUUGUAUUGCAUGUUCUUUGGUUUAAAAUAUUAGUUUUAUUCCCCCCUUAUUAUUUGUAUUUCACAGUAACACCUACAGUCCACAAUCUUAAUUUACUAUGAUAGUUUUAGGAUAUGUAUUUCCAAAAUGGUUAGUGUUACAAAAACUGUCUUUCCUUAGUUUGUCCUGGUGGUGGGUGAUUCUAAUCUUCGUGCCUUACUGGAUGAUAUUGUACCCAUGUCAAACCGAGCUGGUAGCACAGGUCAUGCUGGCCUGGCUUUUGGCUUCAUGUCCACUCCUGGAGCCAGAGCUCCACAUCUGGAGGCAGAUGUUUGUGGGAUUGUGUUACCACAAGGCCUUGUCCCGGACAUUGUCUGUCUCUUAGCUCCUGGUAACAACUUUACAGACAGUCCAUCCAUCGAUCAGGCAGGGAAAAGGUUUAAAUAACUCCUCCACACUGCUCUGUUGAAGUGGACUGAGUAAAUCCUUAAUUACCAUUACUAGUUGCAUAAACACAUGACGUAAGUGAAAAUCACAAUUUCUAAGACCAUGUUUUGCAAAUUACUAAAACCCUGUAAUGUCACUUGUAAUUAUUUGCAGGUCUUUGUACAUGACCUCCCACGCCACAUUGACGGCAUAAAGGAUCCAAAGUACCAGGAGCAGCUGGCAUUGGAGUAUGAAGGCCAAGCAUGGGAGCUGCUUCUACAUCUGCAUUGCUUGCUGUUUGGGGUUUUAGGCUGGGUUUCUGUAUAGCACUUUGUGACAUCUGCUGAUGUAAAAAGGGCUUUAUAAAUAAAAUGUGAUUGAUUGAUAGGUGUGACUUGCGCCUUCCCACUGGUUCCUCUGGUCCCACAAUAAAGUACAUCUGAGUGAUGAUUAUGGGAUGCCAAUUUGGCCACGCUGAUCAGACACUUUGUUCGAGGGACUGCGGUGCAUGGGUGCAACUAGGCCUACUUCUGCUGGGAUCCAAAGUGUAAGAUAACUUCUCAUUUUAAUGGUAACUUUUUUUUCUCCUUAUUUUCUCUGCAUUUAUGCAUAGUCCAGUCAAAUGAGAUGUCUAGUGCAUUUAUUUCAGGAUGGGUUGGAGGCAAGGUUGGCCAGUUCUCCAGGGCCACUACUUCUAGUGUACCCCCAGCAGGACCCCUGCCUGCAGCCCCAAAUCAAAUCAAAUUUUAUUGGCCACAUGCGCCGAAUACAACAGGUGCAGACAUUACAGUGAAAUGCUUACUUAACCAACAGUGCAAAAAUAAAACAACAACAAAAAAAGUGUUGAGAAAAAAAGAGCAGAAGUAAAAGAAAAUAACAGUAGGGAGGCUAUAUAUACAGGGGGGUACCGGUGCAGAGUCAAUGUGCGGGGGCACCGGCUAGUUGAGAUAGUUGAAGUAAUAUGUACAUGUGGGUACACCUGCUCCUCCUACUGCUGGCCUUGGGAUCCACAGUGUAAGAUGUCUGAUUUUAAUGUGAUUGUUACUUAUUUUCUCUGCACUUGUGCACUGUCCAGACCACAUUGGGUGUCUAAUGCCUAAAUCAUUUCUGGUUGGGACAGAGGCAAGGUUGGAACCCCAGUGGCUGUUGCUGCAUCAGUUCAGCCAUGUGGAGGCAAAGAAGUACUUUCAGGUGAUCCUCAGGGUAUGUUAUUUACUGUUGUUAUUGGUAGAAAUGUCAUCAAUAUAUGUUUAAGUGUGCAUGUGUUGGAAAGUAUUUAAUAAUCAAUGCAAAACCUAAAAUAUCCAUAUGAUUACAGGGUAAAGUGAACGGUGGCGUUAUCUGCAGCACCAGGAUCAUCCUUGAGGGUCAGCGUGACAGAGGUGGACGUCCUGUUCAAUCACCAUUCUACCACACCUAUUUUUACUAAUCAACUGCUCAACAUGACCACGAGUAGUAGAAUCUGGUCUAGAACAAAAGCCUGAACAGCCUGCAGCUCUUAAAGAGCGGGUGGGGGCAGCCCUGAUGGGGUGACCUGUUCUUCUUCAAUCUACUUUAUUCUACAUUUUGUUGUAAAUAGUUAAUGGGUGUAUGUUGAUUUGUGUAUUUUCCAGGAGCUUGCUUGGUUGUCUUAUUAAAAAGAGAUCAUGGAAUAAUUAGGCAGUUUCUCCUAUAUUGGCUCAAAUGGGUUACUGUUUUUUGCUUCUCUGUUAAGUCAUUUCUUUAAAUAAAUACUGAUUAAAACAUUUAUGUUGCAAUUUAUUAUUGGGUAUCUUAAAUACUGUCACCGAGGAGGCUGAUACUCAAUUUCGUGGACCUAAGAUCUAUAGGUAAGGCUGUACAUUGCAAGAUUAAUGUUCAAUACACAGUAGGUUGAGUGGUGAACUUAAUGUGGCUAGUUUCACACCGGUUUCAAAGUCCCUCAAUAAGUGCUAUGAUGCUAAUAUUUGUGAAAACUCUUCACAGUUAUGUCCUGUGGGUGUCACCGAGUAGGCUGAUACCCCAUUUCAUGGGUGAACAAUCUCUAGCUUAGGCUCUACAGUCCAAAUUGAGUUCAACACGUAUACUAGGCUUAAUGUGGCUCAUUUCGCAUUGUUUUUUAGUUGCACUAUAGGAGCUAAGAUGCUAAUAUUUGUGUAAACUCUACAUAGUUGUGUUCUGUGGGUGUCACCAAGUAAGCUGAUACCCCAUUUCAUGGGUGCACAAUCGCUAGUAUAGGCUGUACAGUAUGCCCCCAAUGCAAUUGUGGUCUAAUACAGUACAUCCACAAUGGGAUUUCAACCGUUUUUUUCUGCUUAUUGACAACAACAACAAAAAAUUGUAUUUAAUUUGGAAUUAUGUAACAACACUACAACCUUGUUUAGCGUUAUUUAGUCCAAAUAUGGCUUGAUUCCACUUGAUCAGUUUGCAUCACUUUCAAGGGGGUACCUUUAUUUUGAAGGCGAAACCCAAAUUCCACUAUUGUGGCUAUUUUCACACAGGUGAAAUUGAGCGCUUGCUGCCCCUCCAGCUGUAGAGUUGGUGGACUUUCGAAACACCCACUCGCUUGCUACCCAUACCUUUUUGAGUUUGUGGCUUUAGUUGGCUAGCUGCCUAUAUGAGAAGACGUGAGCCAGCCUGCAUAGCACCCGUUUUUGUUAGCCAUUGCAACCAAUGUAUUUGCACUGAUGAAAGUAUUUAGUUUUUUUGUCAGGAUUGUGUCCUCAGAUGGAAGGUUGAAAUUGUAUAUAUUUACUUAUCAAAAUAGCUACAGAACGCAUCACAAGCAUAUGCAAAUUAAGUGAAAGUGCAGCUUUUGUGAUUGGACAAUGAAAAUUCGUUCUGACCCCUUUUCACACUGGCUAUUUGUGCAUCAUGUUUCUGGGGCUAGCCCCAAAAGUCAGUGCUAACCUUGCUCCGGAGCAGGGCCAGUUAGCCCUGGGCUAAGGUUGGUGCUAGCCCACUUUAGAAUGUGCAAGUGUGAACGCUAGCUUAGCCCCGGGCUAAAAUCUCCCUUAGCCCAGUGCUAAGCAGGCUCUUAGCCCUGGGCUAAGGUGCAGUGUGAACACACCUAGAAGGUGUGAUUUCUGGUUCCUUGCCUCACUUUCUGCUGUCAAGACUCCCUGUCCUCUCUCUCCACAGAGCCAGUGAGUGUGGUGUUCAAGGUGUACUGUCUGUCAGUGAUGACAAUGGUGGCAGCAACUUACACUGUGGUAUUACGAUACACAAGGACAAUAUCAUCAACAGCUAUGUACUUCUCUACAACAGCAGUAUGCGUCACAGAGGUUAUUAAAUUGUUCUUGAGCCUUGGGAUGUUGACCAAGUAAGUAGGCUAUAUCUAGGACCCUGCUUUGCCACCUAUUCUAUAUCCUGUGUUUUCAUGACAGUCCAAAUAAUGUUACAAAUCCACGUGUAAAAUAAACAAGUGAUUGCUAUCCAAGUGGUCUCAGCCUUGAAUAAAUACAUAGAAUACCCUUGCAGGAAUUGACAUUAUGUUUUGCCAUAUUGCCCAGGCAAGUGACCUGAGCAGUCGCUGGUUGAGUCUGCACUGUGGUAGCCCCAUUGGGCAGGUGAUAUACAGUACCAGUCAAAAGUUUGGACACACCUACUCAUUCCAGGGUUUUUCUUUAUUUUGACUAUUUUCUACAUUGUAGAAUAAUAGUGAAGACAUCAAAACUAUGAAAUAACACAUAUGGAAUCAUGUAGUAACCAAAAAAGUGUUACACAAAUCAAAAUAUAUUUUAUAUUUGGGAUUCUUCAAAGUAGCCACCCUUUGCCUUGAUGACAGCUUUGCACACACUUGCAAUUCUCUCAACCAGCUUCAUGAGGUAGUCACCUGGAAUGCAUUUAAAUUAACAGGUGUGCCUUGUUAAAAGUUAAUUUGUGGAAUUUCUUUCCUUAAUGCGUUUGAGCCAAUCAGUUUUGUUGUGACAAAACAGCUCAAAUAAGCAAAGAGAAGCUACAGUCUGUCAUUACUUUAAGACAUGAAGGUCAGUCAAUCCGGAAAGUUUCAAGAACUUUUAAACUUUCUUCAAGUGCAGUCGCAAAAACCAUCAAGCGCUAUGAUGAAACUGGCUCUCAUGAGGACCGCCACAGGAAAGGAAGACCCAGAGUUACUUCUGCUGCAGAGGAUAUGUUCAUUAGAGUUACCAGCCUCAGAAAUCGGCAAUUAACUGCACCUCAGAUUGCAGCCCAAAUAAAUGCUUCACAGAGUUCAAGUAGCAGACACAUCUCAGCAACUGUUCAUAGGAGACUGAAUCAGGUCUUCAUGGUCAAAUUGCUGCAAAGAAACCACUACUAAAGGUCACCAAUAAGAAGAAGAUACUUGUUUGGGCCAAGAAACACAAGCAAUGGACAUUAGACUGGUGGAAAUCUGUCCUUGGGUCUGAUGAGUCCAAAUUUGAGAUUUUUGGUUCCAACCGCCGUGUCUUUGUGAGAAGCAGAGUAGGUGGACGGAUGAUCACCGCAUGUGUGGUUCCCACCAUGAAGCAUGGAGGAGGAGGUGUGAUGGUGUGGGGGUUCUUUGCUGGUGACAGUGUCUGUGAUUUAUUCAGAAUUCAAGGCACACUUAACCAGUAUGGCUACCACAGCAUUCUGCAGCAAUACGCCAUCCCAUCUGGUUUGCGCUUAGUGGGACUUCAUUUGUUUUUCAACAAAACAAUGACCCAAAACACACCUCGAGGCUGUGUAAGGGCUAUUUGACCAAGAAGGAGUGCUACAUCAGAUGACCUGGCCUCCACAAUCACCCGACCUCAACCCAAUUGAGAUGGUUUGGGAUGAGUUGGACCGCAGAGUGAAGGAAAAGCAGCCAACAAGUGCUCAGCAUAUGUGGGAACUCCUUCAAGACUUUUGGAAAAGCAUUCCAGUUGACUACCUCAUGAAGCUGGAUGAGAGAAUACCAAGAGUGUGCAAAUCUGUCAUCGAGGCUAAGGGUGGCUAUUUGAAGAAUCUCAAAUAUAAAAUAUAUUUUGAUUUGUUUAACACUUUUUUGGUUAUUACAUGAUUCCAUAUGUGUUAUUUCAUAGUUUUGAUGUGUUCACUAUUAUUCUACAAUGUAGAAAAUAGUACAAAUAAAGAAAAACCCUUGACUGAGUAGGUGUGUCCAAACUUUUGACUGGUACUGUAUAUAUUCUUUUCAUUUUUUUCCCACUGAUAACCAAAAUGCAAAGAAUUCCAGUAGUCGUAUUUGUGGUUCCUCCUGUCUGUAGGUGAAAAUAGCUACUUUAUUUAAAGUGAUCAGAAUUUUCGAGCAACCAAAAAAUACUCCUGACUUGCCCGAUAGGCGAGUGACUUUCAGACCUUAAUGUCAAUCCCUGCCUUGUAUUGAGUAUUUUGUUGAAAGAAUGAAUGCCCCAGUUGCUUAACUUUUGUACAUGUUUGUCUUCAUUUUUACCUUGCAGAGAAACUGGCAGCUUUGGCAGGUUAAAAGCAUCCAUAGUUGAACAUGUGUUUCAGAGUCCAAAAGAGCUGCUGAAACUGAGUGUUCCCUCUGUGGUCUAUGCGAUUCAGAAUAACAUGGCCUUCAUUGCCCUGAGCAAUCUUGAUGCAGCGGUGUAUCAGGUAUUAACUUGACAUUUCUUGAUUUCUUCAGAAAACGGCACAUUAAUAAUUGACGUGUAUACUUCCUUCCUGGCUCAUGCUCACUGUUACACUGCAUUUCCCUACCAAGGUGACCUAUCAGUUGAAGAUCCCGUGCACAGCCCUGUGCAUGGUCCUAAUGCUGAACCGCUCUCUCAGCCGGCUGCAGUGGUUGUCUGUCUGCAUGCUGUGUGGGGGCGUAGCUUUGGUCCAGUGGAAACCUGCAGAGGCCUCUAAAGUCCAGGUACCCUUGGUAUUUGUCAGUUUUUUUAUUUUAUUUUUUAUUACCUUCAUUUAUCCAAAAAGUCCCAUUUGAGAUCAGAAGACCUCUUUUACAAGGGAGACCUGGCCAAUGGGCAUGUCAAGUGUAUACUGGUUAAUUGCUGAUGUUCCAAUUAAGCAAUAAGGCACGAGGGGGUGUGGUAUACAGUGCAUUUGGAAAGUAUUCAGACCCCUUCACUUUUUCCACAUUUUGUUACGUUACAGCCUUAUUCUAAAAUUGAUUUUUUUUUUAUUCUCCAUCUACACACUACCCCAUAAUGACAAAGCAAAAACAGGUUUUUAGAAAUGUUUGCAAAUGUAUUCAAAAUAAAAAUAUCACAUUUACGUAAGUAUUCAGACCCUUUACUCAGUACUUUGUUGAAGCGCCUUUGGCAGCGAUUACACCCUCGAGUGUUCCUGGGUAUGACGCUACAAGCUUGGCACACCUGUAUUUGGGGAGUUUCUCCCAUUCUUCUCUGCAGAUCCUCUCAAGCUCUGUCAGGUUGAAUGGGGAGCGUCGCUGCACAGCUAUUUUCAGGUCUCCAGAGAUGUUCGAUCGGGUUCUGGCUGGGCCAGUCAAGGACAUUCAGAGACUUGUCCCGAAGCCACUCCUGUGUUGUCUUGGCUGUGUGCUUAGGGUCGUUGUCCUGUUGGACUUCGCCCCAGUCUGAGGUCCUGAGCGCUCUAGAGCAGGUUUUCAUCAAGGAUCUCUCUGUUCUUUGCUCCGUUCAUCUUUCCCUCGAUUCUGACUAGUCUCCCAGUCCCUGCCGCUGAAAAACAUCCCCACAGCAUGAUGCUGCCCACCACCAUGCUUCACUGUAGGGAUGGUGCCAGGUUUCCUCCAGAUGUGACGCUUGGCAUUCAGGCCAAAGAGUUCAAUCUUGGAUUCAUCAGACCAGAGAAUCUUGUUCCACAUGGUCUGAGUGUCCUUUAGGUACCUUUUGGCAAACUCCAAGUGGGCUGUCGUGCCUUUUUACUGAGGAGUGGCUUCUGUCUGGCCACUCUACCAUAAAGGCCUGAUUAGAGGAGUACUGCAGAGAUGGUUAUCCGUCUGGAAGUUUCUCCCAUCUCCACAGAGGAACUCUGUCAGAGUGACCAUCGGGUUCUUGGUCACCUCCCUGACAUCUCAAGGAUGAUCAAUGGAAACAGGAUGCACCUGAGCUCAAUUUCGAGUCUCAUAGCAAAGGGUCUGAAUACAUAUGUAAAUACGUUUUUUUUUUAUUGAUAUUUUUAAUAUAAAUUUGCAACAAUUUCUAAAAAAUUGUUUUCACUUUGUCAUUAUGGGGUAUUGUGUGUAGAUUGAUGAGGAGAAAACAUAUUUAAUCACUUUUAGAAUAAGGCUGUGUAAAAAGUGAAGGGAUCUGAAUACUUUCCGAAUGCACUGUAUGGCCAAUAUACCAUGGCUAAGGGCUGUUCUUAUGCACGACGCAACGCUGAGGGCCUGGAUACAGCCCUUAGCUGUGGUAUAUUGGCCAUAUACCACAAACGCCGAGGUGCCUUAUUGCUAUUAUAAACUGGUUACCAACAUAAUUAUAACAGUAAAAAUGUUUGUUUUGUCAUACCCAAUCAAAUCAAACCUACUUUUGUUUGUCACAUGCGCCGAAUACAACCUUACCGUGAAAUCCUUACAUACACGCCCUUAACCAACAAUGCAGUUUUAAGUAAAAUAUUUACGAAAUAAACUAAAGUAAAAAAUAAAAGAGCAACAAUAAAAUAACAAUAAUGAGGCUAUAUACAGGUUAGUCGAGGUAAUUGAGGUAAUAUGUACAUGUGGGUAGGGGUAAAGUGACUAUGCAUAGAUAAUAAACAGUGAGUAGCAGCAGCGUUAAAAAAAGGGGGUAGCCAUUUGAUUAGUCCGGGUAUAUUUUUAGGGCCUUCCUCUGACACCGCCUGGUUUAGAGGUCCUGGACGGCAGGAAGCUUGGCCCCAGUGAUGUACUGGGUCAUACUCACUACCCUCUGUAGCGCCUUGCGGUCGGAGUCCAAACAGUUGCCAUACCAGGCGGUGAUGCAACCAGUCAGGAUGCUCUCGAUGGUGCAGCUGUAUAACUUUUUGAGGAUCUGAGGACCCAUGCCAAAUGUUUUCAGUCUCCUGAAGGGGAGUAGGCGUUCUCGUGCCCUCUUCACGACUGUCUUGGUGUGUUUGGACCAUGAUAGUUUGUUGGUGAUGUGGACACCAAGGAACUUGAAGCUCUCAACCUGCUCCACUACAGCCCCGUCGAUGAGAAUGGGGGCGUGCUCGGCCUUCCUUUUCCUGUAAUCCAUGAUCAUCUCCUUUGUCUUGAUCACGUUGAGGGAGAGGUUGUUGUCCUGGCACCAAACUUCCAGGUCUCUGACCUCCUCCCUAUAGGCUGUCUUGUCGGUGAUCAGGUCUACCACCGUUGUCGUCGGCAAACUUAAUGAUGGUGUUGGAGUCGUGCUUGGCCACUCAGUCAUGGGUGAACAAGGUGUAUAGGAGGGGACUAAGCACGCACCCCUGAGGGGCCCCCGUGUUGAGGAUCAGCGUGGCAGAUGUAUUGUUGCCUACCCUUACCACCUGGGGGCGGCCCGUCAGGAAGUCCAGGAUCCAGUUGCAGAGGGAGGUGUUUAGUCCCAGGGUCCUCAGCUUAUUGAUGAGCUUUGAGGGCACUAUGGUGUUGAACGCUGAGCUGUAGCCAAUGAACAGCAUUCUCACGUAGGUGUUCUUUUUGUCCAGGUGGGAAAGGGCAGUGUGGAGUGCAAUAGAGAUUGCAUCAUCUGUGGAUCUGUUGGGGCGGUAUGCAAAUUGGAGUGGGUCUAGGAUUUCUGGGAUGAUGGUGUUGAUGUUAGCCAUGACCAGCCUUUCAAAGCACUUCAUGGCUACAGACGUGUGCUACGGGUCGGUAGUCAUUUAGGCAGGUUACCUUGGUGUUCUUAGAAACAGGGACUAUGGUGGUCUGCUUGAAACAUGUAGGUAUUACAGACUCAGCUAGGGACAUGUUGAAAAUGUCAGUGAAGACACUUGCCAGUUGGUCAGCGCAUGCUCGGAGUACACGUCCUGUUAAUCCGUCUGGCCCUGUGGCCUUGUGACUGUUGACCUGUUUAAAGGUCUUACUCACAUCGGCUACGGCGAGCGUGAUCACACAGUCGUCCGGAACAGCUGGUGCUUUCAUGCAUGCUUCAGUGUUGCUUGCCUCAAAGCGCGCAUAGAAGUAAUUUAGCUCGUAUGGUAGGCUUGUGUCACUGGGCAGCUCGUGGCUGGGCUUCCCUUUGUAGUCCGUAAUAGUUUGCAAGCCCUGCCACAUCAGACGAGCGUCGGAGCCGGUGUAGUAGGAUUCAAUCUUAGUCCUGUAUUGUCACUUUGCCCGUUUGAUGGUUCGUCUGAGGGUAUAGCGGGAUUUCUUAUAAGCGUCCAGGUUAGAGUCCUGCUCCUUGAAAGCAGCAGCUCUACCCUUUAGCUCAGUGCGGAUGUUGCCUGUAAUCCAUGGCUUCUGGUUGGGGUAUGUACGUACGGUCACUGUGGGGACAACGUCAUCGAUGCACUUAUUGAUGAAGCCGGUGACUGAUGUGGUGUACUCCUCAAUGCCAUCGGAUGAGUCCCGGAACAUAUUCCAGUCUGUGCUAGCAAAACAGUCCUGUAGCUUAGCACCUGCGUCAUCUGACCACUUUCGUAUUGAGCGAGUCACUGGUACUUCCUGCUUUAGUUUUUGCUUGUAAGCCGGAAUCAUGAGGAUAGAAUUAUGGUCAGAUUUGCCAAAUGGAGGGUGAGGGAGAGCUUUGUACACGUCUCUGUGUGUGGAGUAAAGGUGGUCUAGAGUUUAUUUCCCCUCUUGUUUCACAUGUAACAUGCUGGUAGAAAUGAGGUAAAACGGAUAUAAGUUUCCCUGCAUUAAAGUCCCCGGCCACUAGGAGCACCGUCUCUGGAUGAGCAUUUUCUUGUUUGCUUAUGGCUUUAUACAGCUCGUUGAGUGCGGUCUUAGUGCCAGCAUCGGUUUGUGGUGGUAAAUAGACGGCUACAAAAAAUAUAGAUGAAAACUCUCUUGGUAAAUAGUGUGGUCUACAGCUUAUCAUGAGAUACUCUACCUUUUUUUUUUUUUUUUUUUGUCAUUUAGCAGACGCUCUUAUCCAGAGCGACUUACAGGAGCAAUUAGGGUUAAGUGCCUUGCUCAAGGGCACAUCGACAGAUUUUUCACUUAGUCGGCUCGGGGAUUAGAACCAGCGACCUUUCGGUUACUGGCACAACGCUCUUAACCACUAAGCUACCUGCCGCCCUACCUCAGGUGAGGAAAUCCUAGAGACUUCCUUAAUAUUUGAUUUUGCGCACCAGCUGUUAUUGACAAAUAGACACAGACCACCACCCCUUGUCUUACCGGAGGCAGCUGUUCUGUCUUGCCAAUGCAUGGAAAAACCAGCCAACUGUAUAUUAUCCAUGUCGUCAUUCAGCCACGACUCGGUGAAACAUAAGAUAUUUGUCCCGUUGGUAGGAUAGUCUUGAACGGAGCUAAUCCAGUUUAUUCUCCAAUAACUGAACGUUGGCCAAUAGGACGGAUGGUAGAGGCGGGUUACUCACUCGCCGACUAAUUCUCACAAGGCACCCGGACCUGCAUCCCCUGUAUCGGCGUCUUCUCUUCAUGCGAAUGAUGGGGAUUUGGGCCUGGUCGGGUAUCUGGAGUCCGACUUGUUAAAGAAAGAAUAUUUGUCCAGUUCGAGUUGAGUAAUCACUGUUCUGAUAUCCAGAAGCUCUUUUCGUUCAUAAGAGACAUUGGUAAAAGAAGUUACAAACAAUGCGAAAAAACACAAAAUAGCACAAUUGGUUAGGACCCCGUAAAACAACAGCCAUCUCCUCCGGCGCCAUUCUAUAAAUGUGGUAUAUGGUCUGAUAUAAGCCAAUCAGGGUUCAGGGUUCGAACCACCCGGUUUAUAAUGGCUUGUUUAGAAUCCAAGGAUUUGAUGAGGAUCUUACACGUUCUAAUCUUCUCAGGUUGAGCAGAACCCUUUUUGGGGGUUUAUGGCCAUUGCUGUCGCUGUAUUCUGCUCUGGAUUUGCAGGUAUUGUAUCUUAGUUUUAUCUUCAUACCGUUAAUAAUCCAUAACAUAAUUUAUGACGGUAAUGGCAGGUUAUGUCUAAUGGUGUCACUUUGUGUUUGAACAGGUGUGUACUUUGAAAAGGUCCUGAAGAGCUCAGACACAUCCCUAUGGGUGCGGAACAUCCAGAUGUACCUGUCUGGCAUUGUGGUCACCCUCGCUGGUGUUUACAUGACUGAGGGUGCUCAGGUUAUACAGAAAGGCUUCUUCUACGGUUACACGCCAUGGGUGUGCUUUGUAGUAUGUGCGUCAAAUUUCAAGCUUGAUACAUGAACACAAUCAAUCAUGUUAUUUUUUUACGUCAGCAGUUGUCACAAAGUGCUAUAUGGAUACCCAGUCCAAAGAGCAAGCAAAGCAGAUUUUUAUGCAAUGAAGAUUUUCUUGCUUUUCUACCAUGCCUGGGGAAAUCUUUAUUUUAAUUUGUUUUACUUUUCCUAGCCUGAAUUUGUCUUGUACAUUGAAGUUACAUUUGGUCUUCUCUCCUUCCAGUUCUGGCUAGUGUGGGUGGUUUGUACACAUCAGUGGUGGUGAAGUACACAGACAAUAUCAUGAAAGGCUUCUCUGCUGCAGCCGCCAUUGUUCUCUCUACUGUGGCAUCUGUCAUUCUGUUUGGGCUACAGAUAAGUGAGUCAAUCAUUCAGAUCUCUGUGGGCAGGGACUAUUUACAUUUUUACAUUUACGUCAUUUAGCAGACUCUCUUAUCCAGAGCGACUUACAAAUUGGUGCAUUCACCUUAUAGCCAGUGGGAUAACCACUUUACAAAAUUGUUAAAUCUUUUUUAUUUAUUUUUCUUUUUCUUUGGGGGGGGGGGGGGUUGGGGUAAGGGAGGGGUAGAAGGAUUACUUUUCAUGAGUUACUGUUCAGACACUGCUCUUUGACACUCAAGUACUAAUAUAUCGUAUAAUAAUAGAAUCUGACCAACAUAUUUUGGCUGUGAGUGAAUUUAUAAAUAGUCCAUGGCAGGUUUUCAGUAACCAUUUUGCCUUUUCUUGCAGCUGUAACCUUUGCCAGUGGAGCAAUGCUGGUGUGUGUCUCCAUAUACCUUUAUGGACUUCCAAAACAAGACACCACCAAGCUUCCAAGAGCAGACAAGGAGGCCAAGCAGAAACUGAUCACUGUUUGA
Messenger RNA from Coregonus sp. 'balchen', 15186 nucleotides. Lineage: Eukaryota; Metazoa; Chordata; Actinopteri; Salmoniformes; Salmonidae. The record is from the annotation of a GenBank genome assembly.